Molecule: messenger RNA, 846 nt
Organism: Acanthosepion pharaonis
Lineage: Eukaryota; Metazoa; Mollusca; Cephalopoda; Sepiida; Sepiidae
Source: the annotation of a GenBank genome assembly
AUGGGUCUUCUCUUCCUGGAUUUAAUUCUCCCUCACUUCUUUAUCCUGAGGUCACAUGACUGUACCUUCUCUCUCUCUCAGGCCAUAGAACUCUCUUGUUUUUGCUCAGUCAAUGAUUUCUUCCUGAUUCUCCUCUUUUCUGAGUUCUCUCUCUCUCUCUUUUAUCUUCUUCAGGUCACUGAUAUCUUUCUUUUUUUUUCUUUCUCCUUCAUGUCACUGAUAUUUCUCUUUUUUUGUUUAUUUCUUCUUCACAUCACUAAUAUAUUUUUUUCUUUCUUCUUUGGGUCACUGAUAUAUCUCUUUUUUUUUUUUUUCACUUUUAGUCAGUCACAGAUCUGUCCUCUCUUAUUUUUGUUUCGGCCACUGUUGUUUAUCUCCUUCCUCCCUCCUCCUUGUGACCUUGGGGUCACAGAGCUGUUCUCUCUCUAUCUCUCUCUUUUUCCUUUAGGCUACUGGUGUUCUCUUCCUGUCUGUUUUUUUUCCUCCUUUUACCUUGUAGUCACAGAGUUGUUCUUUAUCUCUCUUUACCUUUGGGCUAUUUGUGUUCCUUCCUAUAACCUCUCUCUCUCUUUGUUUCAGGUUACUGCCACUAAGUUUUUCUUUCUCUUUCCCUCUUUUGAGCAACUAAAUUUCUUUCUCUCUCUUAGGCCACUAAGUUUCUCUCACUCUUUUUUCUCUCUCUCUCUUUGUUGGAUACUAAAUCACUCUAUCUCUCAUGUGCUCUCCCUUUUCUUUUUUCAGUUCAUCUUGCUCUAUUUUGCCAUCUCUUCCUUACUCUACACGCACACAUUUAUUCUUUUAUUUGCUUACUUUCUUUCCAUUUUUCCCAAUUCUUCAUAUCUAUAG